UAUCUAAUUUUUCAGGUUCUUAGUUUAGACGCGCUGAAUGCAUGUCGUCUUCGGAUUGCAUGUCGUCUUCAGAAUUCAUAAACUUCAAGAAAAUUUUACCCAUAGUUAAAAUGGAUUCGAACCAAGAUGCUAUGGUGCUACUCAUCUACCUCGUCUCUAUGCUUCAUCUCACUACUGCAGAACUAGAAACAUGAUCUCCUAAACCUUGGUGAAAUUAUCCCAGAAACAGAUUAUUAUCUUCUCAAAACUAGAGAUAAUUCAAGAAGAAAACGCAGUAUCAGAGAUCUAUCAGAUAUAUUGAAGAAUGAGUCGGAUGUAGACUGGUCAGAGUUUCAGGCCCCAAAAGAGCGGGUGAAACGAGUUCCUCUUAGUAAUCAGAUUUUAGGAGAAGGUAUUAUUGGCCCAAGACUGGAAUGGGAUCCAUUGGAUCCAGCAAUCAAGGAUUCUAUGGAUUCAAGUACAUCAACUAGGGAUUCUAGGGAUCCUGAAAGGGAUGCUAGGGAUCCUGAUAGGGAUGCUAGGGAUCCUGAAAGGGAUGCUAGGGAUCCUAUCUAUGCAUCCAAUGAUCCAUUUUACAAGUUUGAAAGAAGACUGGUGGAGAAUUUGCUCCCACGAAGGUUGAUGAGUGAGGUGAAUGAUCCAGGAUGGGAGCAGAUGUGGUAUCUCAAUAGAAGGGAUAGUUUAACUAUGAACGUACAGGGUGCAUGGAACCUGGGUGUUACUGGUCUAGGCGUAGCUGUUACAAUUCUAGAUGAUGGUAUAGAGAAAGAUCAUCCUGAUCUAAUUCGUAAUUAUGAUCCUCUCUCCUCAACAGAUAUUAAUGAUGGAGAUAGUGAUCCUAAUCCAAGGUAUGAUUUCUCUGACUCUAACCGGCACGGUACUCGCUGUGCAGGUCAAGUGGCGGCUACACCCAACAAUUCACUCUGUGCUAUCGGUAUAGCCUUCAAUGCACAGAUAGGAGGAAUCCGUAUGCUUGAUGGCCAGGUUUCUGAUGCAGUAGAGGCAAGAUCCCUGUCCUUUAACCCUGAUCAUAUCCAUAUAUACUCGGCCUCUUGGGGUCCUAAUGAUGAUGGAAAAACAGUGGAUGGACCGGGAAAGCUGGCAACCCGGGCAUUCCAACAAGGCAUAUUCAGAGGUCGGGAUGGAUUAGGGUCAAUUUUUGUCUGGGCCAGCGGCAAUGGAGGCAGAUACAAGGAUAACUGUAAUUGUGAUGGAUAUGCUACUUCAAUAUUUACUAUAACAGUUAGUAGUACAUCAGAGGGUGGAUCUAUACCCUGGUAUUCUGAACCAUGUUCAGCUACUAUAGCUACUACCUAUAGUUCAGGGACAGCCACUGAAAAGCAGAUUGUUACAACGGAUCUACAUCAUAAAUGUACAACAAAACAUACAGGAACUAGCGCUAGUGCUCCUAUGGCAGCAGCUAUUAUUGCUUUAACUCUGGAAGCUAACCCAUCAUUAACCUGGAGGGAUGUUCAACAUAUAAUGGUUAGAACAGCGAGACCUGGUAAUCUUCAAGCCCCUGAUUGGAAACUGAACGGAGUCGGGAGAAAGGUUUCGCAUAACUACGGAUACGGACUAAUGGAUGCAGAGGCAAUGGUGCGUCUUUCACGUAGGUGGAUAACUACUCCUGCCCAGGGUAGUUGUGAGGUAGUAUCUCCAUACUAUUACAAGGUUAUUCAACCAAUGAGUUUCAUCACAAUAGAACUAGAUGUACUCUCCUGUCCUGGGGUCAGGUUCCUGGAACAUGUAGUGAGUCCUAUCCAUGUUACUGCUGGAAGGAAGAGAGGCGAUCUAAGAAUAUAUCUAAUGUCUCCGUCUAAAACCAGAUCUACUCUUCUGCACAACAGACCAUCAGAUUUCUCUAGCUCAGGUUUCACGAACUGGCCCUUUAUGACAACACAUUCCUGGGGAGAAUCCCCUUUAGGGAAAUGGACAUUAGAGAUACACAACGACGCUUAUUCUUCCUGGGUUUCUGAAUCAAAGUUCUUCAGGUGGUCUCUGAAACUGUAUGGUACACGAACAGAUCCUAACUCAGAUAAAAUAGAGGAUCAUGAGGAAUGGUAUGAUGAACGGGAGGAGGUAGAGGAGACGGACUGGAAAUUAAAUGUAGUUCGUGAGGCCCCCCUGGAAUCUACAACUACUCCUGUAAGCACAACAACUACUUCAACAAAAACUACUACAACUUCUUCAAAGACUACUAGUACAACUACUACUACAGGAAGCACAACCACUAAAUCAGGGUUUAGAACCCGUGGUUGUAUAUCAAACACACUAGAGUGCACAAAGAAUGUAUCAGAUUGUCGAAUGUUUGAACAUAGAAAGGUUGCUGGUAUAUUUUGCCACUGUAUCCCUGGAACCUGUAUAGGUGUAGCUUUCAGUAGAAACCAGUUCGGAGACUAUAAUCUACAAUGUAAUGUUGACAGUACACCUAGGCUUAGUAAUCCACCUCCUCCCUUCUACUGCCAGUUUAUUCCAUUCUUCCAGGGAAAGAAAAGAUGACAGGAGAUGGAGGAGGAGAAGAGAAAGAAGGAGGAGAAAGAGGAGGAAAACGCGAAAGAGACAAUGGAAUAGUUGGCUAUAGCUGCCACUGAACAGUAUAAAGAAUAAUUACAAUUGCAUCCUGCUUACCACAACUAACAUAAAAAUACGUAAACCUACGGUUUUGGAAAAUUAGGUUAACAAACGUAUUCUGGUUCCUAGGGUAGCUGUGACAAACUGUAGAACAGAUUCUAGUGACACAUGUGUAAACUAUUUAAAAUAUUUUGGGGCAUUUAAACAUUUUAUUAUUGGGUGAAACAAGCAAAUCUUCCCAGAAUCAGAGCCUGGAGAAUUUGCCACUGAAUAAUCCAGCCUCAUGAUACAACUGCAUUUAUCAAUGGAAUGUAUUGUAAAUUGUUUAAACAUCUUAGAUUUAUUAGACUUCGAUAUAUUUCAUAUUUAUCUUGUUAUAUAUUUGUCCAGAUAAGAUCCGAACCUUAACUUAUUUAAUGACUCAAGAUUUGUUGUGUUUUAGCAAGAAAAUACUCUUUCUUUUAUUCGGGAUAUUAUUGUUUUUUUUUUAAUUUUGACUCGUAUGAAAACUACCUUUAUAUAAAUUUAGAUUAUUAUCUCAAGAAGUUUUCAUCAAAUAAAUGGCUCUACGUUGUAUUGGAGUACAGGGGUUUACAUUCUUCUUCUUAAUACUGUUUCCUUUGGUUUAUUUUCCCCUCCGUGUGAGAUGUAAGAUUGAGAAUUUCUGAUUUAAAGGGACAGGUCGUUGUAAGACUAUGUGACUCUUAAUUUAAAAAAGGUGCAUUCCUGAUUCAAACCAGUACCUUUAAAACCUUGAUUUUUUUCUAUUUAUUUCUCUGGCCUUAAAAAAGCUUUAUUCUGUUAAUUUCUCAAUUGUUUUUGGAGCAAGAAAUGCGCAAGUACCGUUUUCGGAAAACCACAAACAUUUUACUAACACGUGUUUAAAUCAAGUUUUGAAGGGUACCGUUGUGAAUUAAAUUUGCUACUCUGUCACUUAUGUUUACAGGCCUUUUAUAUUCCAUUUUUCACUUAAUCUCCUGGAAAAUUCUCAAUAUAUAUUAAAUUAAAAAGUGUUGUAUAUCCAUGAAGUACAAAGUUCACUAUUGUGAUGUGUUAUUAAUUAAAUUAUAUUGAAACGCAGUAUAUUUAAUAAAUGUUUAUUGGUCCACA
Eurytemora carolleeae is the source of this 3681-nucleotide messenger RNA. RefSeq names its product furin-like protease kpc-1. Gene Ontology annotation, biological process: peptide hormone processing. NCBI's taxonomy places the organism in Eukaryota, Metazoa, Arthropoda, Copepoda, Calanoida, Temoridae. Gene Ontology annotation, molecular function: serine-type endopeptidase activity. The record is from RefSeq and is a predicted model, not a curated record. Gene Ontology annotation, cellular component: Golgi membrane; trans-Golgi network.